Messenger RNA from Helianthus annuus (common sunflower), 1173 nucleotides. RefSeq lists its product as uncharacterized. The transcript has a single exon. The coding region runs from base 1 to 1173 and encodes 390 amino acids. NCBI's taxonomy places the organism in Eukaryota, Viridiplantae, Streptophyta, Magnoliopsida, Asterales, Asteraceae. The record is from RefSeq and is a predicted model, not a curated record.
AUGACUCCUCCUGAUGGUCUAAACAUUGAUAAAAAUAACAAAGUAUGUAGACUAAAAAGAUCCCUUUAUGGUCUAAAACAGGCCCCUCGAAUGUGGAAUGAAAAACUUGUUCAAGUUCUUGUCAAACUUGGUUUUAAUCAGUCCAAAUGUGAUCAUUCUAUGUUCAUAAAAUCCAAUAACUCUGUGUUUAUUGUGUUAUUAGUCUAUGUGGACGACAUUGUGCUUACAGGUAACAAUCCUGAUGAAAUUAAUAAUAUCAAAAUCCUUUUAAAAAAGGAAUUUCAAAUAAAAGACCUAGGACUGUUGAAAUACUUUCUUGGCAUUGAAGUUAUCAAAAACAAUGAUGAUAUUUGUCUUACCCAAAGAAAGUAUUGUAUGGAUCUUCUAAAUGAAUAUGGUAUGAGUGGUUGCAAACCUGUUAGUUGUCCUAUUGAACAGAACUAUAUUUUAACCAAGUUAAGUAAAAAUGAAGUUCAAAAAGAUGCUAAUGUCACUGAGUACCAAAAGUUGGUUGGGAAACUUAUUUAUUUAUCUCACACCCGUCCAGAUAUUGCAUAUGCCGUUCAUUAUCUUUCUCAAUAUAUGCAUAAACCAACCGAGGCACACUCUCAGAUAGCUUUUCGGUUGCUGAGAUAUUUAAAAGGUGCACCCGGUCUUGGCAUCAUGUUUAAACAAAGUGAUACUUUUCAGUUGACAGCUUAUGCGGAUUCCGAUUGGGCCAAAUGUGUUGACAGCAGGAGGUCUGUUACAGGGUAUUGUAUUUUCCUUGGAAACUCCUUGGUUUCUUGGAAAAGCAAGAAGCAAAGUGUAGUUUCUCGUUCCUCUGCUGAAGUCGAGUACAGAUCCAUGUGUAGUGCUGCUUGUGAAAUUCUGUGGUUAACAAACAUUCUAAGGGAGUUGGGGAUUCAAGUUAAUCUUCCAGUUACUCUCAGAUGUGACAAUACUGCUGCCAUCUCUAUAGCUGCAAACCCAGUAUUUCAUGAUAAAACAAAACACUUUGAGGUUGACCUUUUCUUCCUAAGGGAAAAGAUUGCUGCAGGUAUCAUCAAAACAGCAGGCAUUCAAUCUGAAUUUCAACUUGCUGAUCUUUUCACAAAAGGCCUCAUGCCAAGAAGCCACGACGAAAUGUGUAAGUCUUUGGGUUUGGAAAAUCUGUUUAAACAUUUAAACUGA